GGGCGCACUUCCGGUGUUUCAGUCUUUCUUUCCUGGGCGGUGUGCUCUCUCUUCUUUCUCUGCUUCAGGCAUGGCGUCUCGCAAGGAAGCAGCCGUCACCGGCGCCUCCACGGGUAGCAGCAAAGCCAAAGCCAAAGCAGCCCCGGGGGACUCCGCAGUGAAGCAAGUGCAGAUCGACGGGCUGGUGGUGCUGAAGAUCAUUAAACAUUACCAAGAAGAAGGACAAGGAAAUGAAGUGGUCCAGGGUGUGCUGCUGGGGCUGGUGGUGGACGACAGACUUGAAAUCACCAAUUGCUUUCCAUUCCCUCAGCAUACCGAAGACGAUGCUGACUUUGAUGAAGUCCAGUAUCAGAUGGAAAUGAUGCGGAGCCUUCGCCACGUCAACAUCGAUCACCUUCACGUUGGCUGGUACCAGUCCACCUACUAUGGCUCUUUUGUCACCCGAGCCCUCCUUGACUCCCAGUUCAGUUACCAACACGCCAUUGAAGAGUCUGUCGUUCUCAUUUACGAUCCCAUAAAAACUGCCCAAGGAUAUCUCUCCCUAAAGGCAUACAGGCUGACACCUAAAUUGAUGGAAGUUUGUAAAGAGAAAGAUUUCUCUCCAGAAGCGUUGAAAAAAGCAAGUAUUGCCUUCGAACACAUGUUUGAGGAAGUACCCAUCAUAAUCAAGAAUUCCUACUUGAUCAAUGUUCUUCUUUGGGAGCUGGAGAAGAAGUCGGCAGUAGCAGAUAGACAUGAGCUGCUCAGUCUUGCAAGCAAUAAUCACCUUGGAAAGAGCCUGCAGCUCUUGAUGGACAGAGUGGAUGAGAUGAGCCAGGAUAUUGUGAAGCACAACACCUACCUGAGGAACACCAGCAAGCAGCAGCAGCAGAAACAUCAGUAUCAGCAGAGACGUCAGCAAGAAAACUUGCAGCGUCAAAGCAGAGGAGAGCCGCCUCUCCCUGAAGAGGACAUGAACAAAUUGUUCAAGCCACCGCAGCCUCCUGCCAGGAUGGACUCUCUGUUGAUUGCAGGUCAAAUUAACACAUACAGCCAGAACAUCAAGGAAUUCACUGCACAGAACCUGGGCAAGCUCUUCAUGGCUCAGGCACUUCAAGAGCACAAUAACUAGCGUAGAAGAUGAAGUUCUUGAAAUCUCCUAUACAUCCAAGAGUUGCUCAGGAUCUUUUUUUUUUUUUUUUUUUGCUAAAGAUGCGUUUCCAUGGCUCAUUGCAAGAUGAACAGUGAACUUGACACUCAUGUGUGCUGGUAAAAUGCCUAAAGAGAAAAAUAAAGACCAAUUUUAAACUUUUA
This is a messenger RNA of Hemicordylus capensis (graceful crag lizard), 1293 nucleotides long. It is a transcript of the gene EIF3H, whose product is annotated as eukaryotic translation initiation factor 3 subunit H. Gene Ontology annotation, cellular component: cytoplasm; cytosol; eukaryotic 43S preinitiation complex. The record is from RefSeq and is a predicted model, not a curated record. Gene Ontology annotation, molecular function: protein binding; metallopeptidase activity; translation initiation factor activity. NCBI's taxonomy places the organism in Eukaryota, Metazoa, Chordata, Lepidosauria, Squamata, Cordylidae. The transcript has 8 exons. The coding region runs from base 71 to 1111 and encodes 346 amino acids.